Molecule: messenger RNA, 2367 nt
Organism: Penicillium cinerascens
Lineage: Eukaryota; Fungi; Ascomycota; Eurotiomycetes; Eurotiales; Aspergillaceae
Product: COG1/VPS51 family protein
Exons: 3
Coding region: 1-2367 (788 amino acids)
Biological process (GO): intra-Golgi vesicle-mediated transport
Cellular component (GO): COG complex; Golgi apparatus
Source: RefSeq, a predicted model, not a curated record
AUGGCCCCUGAGGCCCCGGAUCCCCAGAGCCUGAAGUCAUGGCACGAUGCAUUCCAGUACCCGAUUCCCACGGUCCGCCGCGUGGAGCAGGAAUUGCGUCGGGAUAUCGCGAGCAAUAAGGAGAAGCUCCGAGCUCUCGUGGGGACCCGAUAUCGAGAGCUAGUUGGAACGGCCGAGACAAUUGUUUCUAUGAACAAAGAUAUUCAGGAUGUGGAGUCUAUUCUGACGGAUGUUGGACGCCGAUGCAACCCGCGACUGGUGGAGAAGAAGCUCCAACAUGCGCGACAGAUUAAGAGUGAUGCUGCAGACAAGGACGCUGACAAGCACACUUUUGGCGCGCAACUUGCCCUCCUCCAUCGCUGCACUACAACUAUCGCAAGACUGCUGCGGAAGCGAGCGUCGCUGUUGCUCGUGGCAAAAAUUAUGGUUGUCUCACGGUUGUUGCAUAAUACCCUUUCAAAACACGAGAGUAUCCCGCCGUUCCUCAAAGACCUCCACAAUCAAUUCGUAUCUCUACACCAAGCCCUGUUAAAACGGAUUGAUAAACGCCUGGCAUCCAUCAACGCCACAGAAGAUAGUAUCAUCGAGUCUCUGGCAGCGUACUGCCUCGCCACAAUUUCUUCAUCAGACGACGCUAUUCACCAUUUCCGCAAGGUGCGCCUGGAUAUUAUCGUCAACCAGCUGUCUCUGUCGCGCGAGAACAUUCCUAAGAGUCUGCGAAUUUUCAUUUUCACAUUGCAGACCUCAAAGGUGCUGCGAUCACGUCAGUUCUCUGACCUUCUCUCGAAACUAAAAUCAAGGCCCAUCCUCUCCGACCCGGAGAUUCGCAGUCUGGACGGGCUGGAAAUUGAAGUUCUUGGUCGUUGGGCCGCUCCCGAUGUCAAGAAUUUCACGCCGUGGAUUACGCUGAGUGAAUUGAGCCGAUCUGAGGGUGUGGAAUCAAUCAAGGAGUGGUCCUUGCAAGCCUUUGAGAAGUUCACAGAGGGCUGCCAGACAAGUCUUGCUCACAGCGAUGACUUCACCGAACUUUUGUCUUUGCGUGCUGAUACCGUGGAGCUGUGGUUAUCAUAUUGGGGCUCGACCAUUACACACGAUUCUGUCGAUGUUCUCGAACGCCUUCGUAACAUCUUCAAUGGCCAUCUGAAACGAGUCCUGACCGCGCAAGUACAAACAAUCGACGAAGUGGCAGGCCAGAUCUCAUCCUCUAUUUCUGCCUGGGAAGCUACAGAACACGAGCCCAUAGGCUCCCUCUGGGACCCAGAUCUCAUCAACGCAGACUUCUCGAACGGGGCCGGGGCAUUCAAACAGACCGUCGCAGACCGACUCCUUGGUCGCGAUCACGAUGUGUCCACAGUACUCCAGAAAUACAAGACCUGGCUUGCAUCUAUUCAGGAGGUCAACGAGUCUAUCGACUCCCUGCGUCGUCUCAAAUGGACCGACAUCCUUGUCGGGGCCGAAGUCGAGGACGAAGACAUCGAUAUCAACCCACAACUCAACGAAGAUGACCCUCGCUCCCUAUCGGAUGCCCUUCACUCCGCCGUGCGACAGGCGCUUGAUAGUCUAAAAUCAUCAGUGAACGAUGUCUUCAAGACGUUUGGAUCCUCUCAUGCAAGCCAAAAGGCCGUGUUCCUGCUCAGAGUUAUCAGGCUUGUGCGUCGGGACAUUCCCACGGACUUCCUCGGCAACGAUUUUACAUUCUCGAGCGAAGUGGUACCCGAACUGCAGAAGCUACUUGCCGCGGAAAUUGUGGCCCAGAAUGGCUCCCUAUCCCUCAUCCCGUCUUCCAAGUUUCACCCUGAGACGGGCAAGCCCAGAGUCGUGCCUGGUAGGUCGCUCUGGGAACACGAACCGCCUGUACCGGUGCAGCCAUCUCCAGGUACAUUCAAAUACCUGCGUCGCCUGACAGCUACGAUGGAUGAGAGCGGGUCAGAUCUCUGGGAUCCAUCGACCGUGAAAGUAUUGAAGGAAGUACUGCAGAAUCAUCUAGAGAGUGCACUCGGCUCCACACUCGAGGAACUCGAAGCCUGGAACCCUGAAGACAAAGACACGAAGCCCAAGACCAAGGGCGAGAAACCCGCUCAAAAUGGCGAGAAGAACCACGACGACUCUACAGAGGCCGAGGCCGCCGCAGAAUCCUCCAACACCCCGCCUCACACCGAAAUCCUCCGAGACUGGAAAGUGCAGCUCUUCUUCGACACAAUGUACCUAUCAAACAUGCUAGGCGACGCGACCCAGCUGGCUGGUGUCGCAAAACGCGUGCAGAAGAGUGCAAAUCCUAACGCGGAGGCUGUCAAGGCAGUGCAGAAGCUCGCGCAGGAGUAUUGGAAGCGUACAGAGAUGCUUUUUGGAUUGUUGGCUGAGCGAUAA